Messenger RNA from Ochotona princeps (American pika), 647 nucleotides. RefSeq names its product C-C motif chemokine 14. Lineage: Eukaryota; Metazoa; Chordata; Mammalia; Lagomorpha; Ochotonidae. Gene Ontology annotation, cellular component: extracellular region. Gene Ontology annotation, molecular function: chemokine activity; CCR chemokine receptor binding. The coding region runs from base 95 to 481 and encodes 128 amino acids. The record is from RefSeq and is a predicted model, not a curated record. Gene Ontology annotation, biological process: neutrophil chemotaxis; chemokine-mediated signaling pathway; immune response. The transcript has 4 exons.
AUGACCUCAGCACAUCCUUACCCAGGGAGCCUCAGAAGCCCCCUGGCAGGCCAGCUGUCCAGCAGAAGCUCCUGCAGGACGAAGGACUCCAUGGAUGCCACCUCCCUCUUCCUCCUCAUCAUCAUCACCCCCAAUGUCCUCGGCAACAAGGCUGAGAUCUCUGCACGAGGCCCCUACCACCCUGCUGAGUGCUGCUUCUUCUACAUCUCCCAUGCUGUCCCCCAUCACCGGAUCGUGGAUUACUAUGAGACCAGCAGUGAGUGCUCCAAGCCUGGAGUUGUGUAGCUUCAUCACCAAAAAAGGCUACCCCAUCUGUGCCAACCCCCAGGAUGGCUGGGUACAGGACUACAUCAAGGACCUGGAGGAGAAUUUCGUCACCAUAAAGAACCGUGAGGUCUGCACCAACUUCGAAGACAACUGGGUCCAAGAGUACCUCCAGGAUCCUGACCUGCCUCUGCUGCCUCCCAGUACCCUGGCCUGAAGUUAAAACCAUCUGAUGAAAAAGCAACCAGCCCCAGCCCUGGCCCAGCCCCUCCUCCCCUGGGAGGCUCAGCCUUGGGUUUGGAGAUGGAAAGGGGUAAACCUGCACCAACAUAGGCAGCCUCUCAGUCGGAGGCAACACAAUCACAUUGAAACAGGCCAGUGAU